Zingiber officinale is the source of this 1031-nucleotide messenger RNA. RefSeq lists its product as uncharacterized. The transcript is spliced from 2 exons. The record is from RefSeq and is a predicted model, not a curated record. The coding region runs from base 203 to 697 and encodes 164 amino acids. NCBI's taxonomy places the organism in Eukaryota, Viridiplantae, Streptophyta, Magnoliopsida, Zingiberales, Zingiberaceae.
UCUUCUCAAUUAUUCAUUCUCCAUCCAUCGCAUUCUUUCUUUCCUUCCUCCUCGGCCUCUGAUAUCUCAAGCAUUCAUACUCUUUUCUUCCCUUCCUGCAACACCACGAUCUCUCUCUCUCUCUCUCUCUCUCUCUCCAAGAAAUCUAAAAAGCGAGUCUUCUUUAAAAAAAAAAAAAAGAACAAACAAGAAAGCCAACGUCAUGAUCUCCCUCCCUCUCCCUCCCCUUCUUCUCCUCCUCCUCCUCCUCCCCCUCGCCGCCGGCGACAACGCCUACGAGGUGCUCCGCUCCAACGGCCUUCCCAUAGGCCUCCUGCCCAAAGGCGUCCGUGACUUCUCGAUCGACGCCGACGGCCGCUUCCAGGCCGGCCUCGACGCCCCCUGCACCGCCACCUUCGAGAGCGAGGUCCUCUACAACGCCAGCAUCUCUGGCACCAUCUCCCCCGGCCAGAUCGCCGCCCUCUCCGGCAUGUCCGCCCAGGACCUAUUCCUCUGGUUCCCCGUCCUCGCCAUCCGCCUCGACGACAACUCCAGCGGCAUCAUCCACUUCGACGUAGGCGUCGUCGACAAGCAAUUCCCCCUCUCCCUCUUCGAGGUCCCUCCUGAUUGCGUCCCGCUUUCGCUGUCCGCCCAGAAUCAAUCCGUCAACUCACGAUGCGAAAUCCAUCAAGACGUUUCUCAAAAAUCUGCAAUUUGAGAGACAAGAUGAAGAAAGUUUCAAUUUUGGCCGUGUAACUACGCAAUCACCUGCAGAAGCAAUGGCAAGACAGAUCGAAGCACUGUAAACAAAUCAGCUUUAGGAUUAUCUGAUUAUGUAUGUAAUGCGCCAAACGAGCUCCCUGUUCUGUUCUCCCUCGUUUGAUUUUCUUGUGAGUAAUUUGUUUUUUCUUUCUCAUUCUCGGUUUCUAUACACUGUGAGAUCUUUAAGCAUGCGUAUCAAGAACUGUUAUCAGAGUCAAUAAAUCCUAUUUGUAGCCACAAGUGGUGUGAUCAUCUUUAUUUAAAGAAAGAAAUUGCUUUGUUGGGCGUGA